Aspergillus heteromorphus CBS 117.55 is the source of this 1008-nucleotide messenger RNA. RefSeq names its product Rab family GTPase. Bases 1 to 1008 code for a protein of 335 amino acids. Gene Ontology annotation, cellular component: endomembrane system. The transcript is spliced from 2 exons. The record is from RefSeq and is a predicted model, not a curated record. Gene Ontology annotation, biological process: intracellular protein transport. Lineage: Eukaryota; Fungi; Ascomycota; Eurotiomycetes; Eurotiales; Aspergillaceae. Gene Ontology annotation, molecular function: GTPase activity; GTP binding.
AUGAGCUCCUCCCUCGAGGCUAAGAUCGUUGUGCUCGGCGCACAAGGAGUCGGCAAAACCUCCCUCGUAGACCGCUACGUGAAAAACGAUUUCUCCCCCUCAACCACCUCCUCGACGGUGGGCGCAUCCUUCGUGACGAAACGCGUCCUCGACAGUGCCUCCGACACCAUCGUGCGCCUGCAAAUCUGGGACACCGCCGGCCAGGAGCGCUUCCGGAGUAUCUCGCGGCUUUACUACCGCGGCGCGAACGCCUGUCUGCUGUGCUACGACAUCACCUCCGAACAAAGCUUCCAGGAGAUGACGGGCUGGCUGGCCGAACUGAAACGCAACCUGGUGGACGGCGAUGACGAUCCCAUUGUGAUCCAUGUCGUCGGCACGAAGACCGAUAUCGUGACGCUGGAUCCGGGCAGGAGGAGGGUGCCGUUUGAGAGGACCAUCGCGUAUGUUGCCGAUCAGCUGUAUCCGACGCGCGCGUCGACGCCGCCGGUUACCGCGGGUUUGGUGGUGCCGGGGUCGGGGUUUGGGGGUGGUGGUGGAGGGGCGUUUGGCGUUGGGGGCCAGACGAGUGCGAGUACGCUUACUGGGGGUGCUGGUGGUGGUGGGUGUGGUGGUGGGACGGAUAGUAAACGGAGUAGUGCGUUCUGGGGACAGGAUAUUGGGUGGGACUGCUGUCAUGAGAUCAGUGCGAAGGAUGGCGAGGGCAUCGAGGAGGUGUUCCGUGUGAUUACGAGGAAGCUGGUCGAGCAGCAGCGGAAUCGGAGGGAUGCGGCGGCUGCCGCCGCGGGGAGCUCGUCGCAGAGGUCGUCGACGGUCUUUGACGGCGGACUGGUGGUCGGGACGCCCGGUGGAGGGGAGGGGGGUGCUGGUGGUGCUGGCGGCAGCUUUCGACUUGGGUAUGGCGAUAAGAGGCGCAGUUGGCUGGGGUUUCCGCCGAGUAGUAGUGUCGGGGAUGAGAUUGAGGAUGCGUUGGUGGAGGGAAGGGGGAAGAGGAGGGGAGGGUGUUGUUGA